Messenger RNA from Pectinophora gossypiella (pink bollworm), 4721 nucleotides. RefSeq names its product steroid hormone receptor ERR1 (gene ERR). Gene Ontology annotation, cellular component: nucleus. Gene Ontology annotation, molecular function: nuclear steroid receptor activity; sequence-specific DNA binding; DNA-binding transcription factor activity. Gene Ontology annotation, biological process: regulation of DNA-templated transcription. The record is from RefSeq and is a predicted model, not a curated record. NCBI's taxonomy places the organism in Eukaryota, Metazoa, Arthropoda, Insecta, Lepidoptera, Gelechiidae. The transcript has 8 exons. Bases 409 to 1755 code for a protein of 448 amino acids.
AGACGGACGCGGUGUGAAAUGCAAGAGCACGUGCGGCAGUGAGGGGCGGCGCAUGCGUAUUUCAUGCGCGCUUGUGGGGGGGAGGCGGAGCUGCGUGUACGCAAUGCGUGAGUGUCAGUGCGUGAGCGUCGCUCCGCUCGACGUAAAGGAAAACCUUCCGGCUCGAACGUUGUUUUGUUGCGAUCGUAUACAGCACUCGGCAUUAUCGAUCUUUUGGUUUUGUCACUGAAUACUUCGAAAACUGCUUUCAUACUGACAGUCACUAUAAACUAUAACGUGAAUUGAAAUAUUUUGGACCUUAUUGGCUUCAAUAACUUUGUUUUGACAUGACACAAUCGACGUGUCUUCCUGAUUUGAUAUCACUGGCGUGUUUGUGUUGUGAUUGGUGAAUGUAUAUUAGUUUCCAAAAUGUGUGAAGUAGAGGACACGUGGCUUUUUUCCAACUUCUCCAGCAAGUUGCAGAUGAUAGAGGCUAACCACAAUGUACAAAUGAUGUCAGCGGUGGGCGCGGAGCCUAUGCUACGCCGCGUGAAGCAAGAGGCAGAGCCUCCGCCACAGUACUCCCCGCCGGACCACCAGGAACUGCAGAGACCGAUGAUUAUGCAGCCCGAGUUGGAGCUCGAGCCAAAAGAAGAGAUGAAGUUUUGCGUGUCCCCGGGUGACACAAUAGUGGGUAACACGAGCCCUGAGCAGCAGCACUGUUCGUCAACCACCGCCGCGGCCGCCAGCGGAGCCCGAGAUGACGACGCGCCACGCAGGCUGUGUCUCGUGUGUGGAGAUGUCGCUUCGGGGUUCCACUAUGGAGUGGCCAGCUGUGAAGCUUGCAAGGCGUUCUUUAAGCGGACUAUACAGGGCAACAUAGAAUAUACGUGUCCCGCGUCAAACGAGUGCGAGAUCAACAAGCGGCGGCGGAAGGCGUGCCAGGCGUGCCGGUUCCGCAAGUGCCUGCGCACGGGCAUGCUGCGCGAGGGCGUGCGCCUGGACCGCGUGCGCGGCGGCCGCCAGAAGUACCGCCGCGCGCCCGACCAGCCGCCGCAGCACGCGCCGCGCCCGCAGCUCGACGACAUCAAGGUCUUAGAAGCGUUAUCAUCGUACGAGCCGGAGUUGUUGACCUGCGGCGCGCCCCCCGCCGGCGUGACGGAGCCCAGCGCUAAGACCCUCGCGUUGCUGGCUGACCUGUAUGACAGGGAGCUGGUGAACGUCAUCGGGUGGGCCAAGCAGAUACCCGGGUUCACUGACCUGCAGCUUAAUGACCAGAUGCGGCUCCUCCAAAGCACAUGGGCGGAGAUGCUGAGCCUGACCAUCGCGUACCGCUCCAUGUCGGGCGGCGGCGGCACCGUGCGCCUGCGCUUCGCCAACGACCUCACGCUGGAUGAACAGCAGGCGCGGGAGAUCAAUGCAGGGGACUUGUUCGUACAGAUAGCGGGGGUGGCGAAGCGGCUGGAGCGCGCGGCGGCGCUGCGCGAGGAGUGCUACCUGCUGAAGGCGCUGGCGCUGGCCAACUCCGAGGCGCGCAUCGACGAGCACGCCGCGCUGCGCCGCUUCCGGGACGCCAUCCUGGCCGCGCUCAACGACGCCGUCUCCGCUCUAAGGCCAUACAACGCGAACGCGGCGCUGCAGCAGCUGCUGCUGGUGUUGCCAGCGUUGCGGCACGCGGACGUGGCCGUGCGCCGCUUCUGGUCCGGCGUGCACCGCGAGCGCCGCGCGCCCAUGAACAAACUCUUCGUCGAGAUGCUCGAGGCGUGCCUCCGGUAGGCUCCUUGCCAUUAAAAAAAUAAAAACUGGCGCCAAAUUUUGCGCGGGAAAUGAGAAGGGCUGUAUGAAAUGCAGUUUUGGCAAAUGAGUGUCGAGCAAGGAGUUUCCGAGACGUGUAAAAAGCUUCUUCUAGCUAUCGUGUACCUUCAUUCGUUGCCGGUCGGUGACAAAGUUAGUGAUUCCCAGACAAUCGUGUCAGUGUUGAACUUUAUUUUAAAUACGUGUGUUAACACGGCGCUGGGUCGCGACUAUUUUUAUUAAAAAUAAAAUUAUUUAAAAACGGAACAUAUCAGAACUUCGUAAUAGUUCUUCGUUCUUCGUAAAAGAUUUGUUUGCCAUAUUUUUGUUUAGUAUGCAUUUAAAUGUAUCUGAUUUCAGAAAAAAAGUAUAUUGUUGAAAUUGUGAUUUAGAUGUGUGAAUGUCUAUAGAUAUUUAUGUAUUGGCAGACUUUGUCUGUGGAUAAUGGCUGUGACGUGGCAGGCAAUCUUACGGAGGGCAACGGCAGCAUCGAGAAUGUUGUGUUCUGUCAAUUUUUAGGUUACUUUUGGCGGUAAAAACGUCGCGUCCCCGCGCCACCAAUGUACAAAACAAUGGACGGAUUUAGUACAAAACUUGUUACUAUUUUUGUAUAAUAUUAAAAUAUAUAUCUAGUUUUACUGUGCGGUAAGGUUUCGAGAUUAAGUAUUGUCGGGGAAAUAGUCUUCGCCCGUGAAGUAUCGUGUUUACUUUACCUAUUUAUAUUGUUGUAUAUUCAUAAGCUACAAUAUUUGAAAAUAUAUUUUUCUCGUGAAAGCAAAAUAUAUGAAACGUGGAGGUAUUUAUUAAAAAAGGGUAUUCUUUCUCCGACCAUACAAUACUCUAGCAUCUCGGUAAAUGCGGAGGCCGUAUUCGGCGCAUUUAUCUAACUUUUUAAAAAAUUUACUUUUGUUUUACGCUUUUCUAACGCGUACUGUUCGUUUCAUCAUUCGUUUGUAACAUGCAAACAGACAAGCAGUCAUUGAUGCAUAUUUUUGGAUUGAUUAACAGGAACUUUUGUAUACGGAGAAAUAUUUUUGUAUGUUACAAACAAAGUAUAUUUUUGCUUAUUGUAUCGUGACCAUCAAUUGAAAUAGACAUCUAUCAUAUAAUAUUAAUAUAAAAAUAAAUAGAAUGUAUUUUGUAGAACUGUUCCACUAAAGAAAUAUAUGUGUUUUUUUUUAUUUCGAUCAUUAUAAAAAUAUGUUUAUUUGUUAACUUAUACAUUUAUGUACAUAAAAAAUACUUUGUAAAUGUUGAAUGAAUUCUUAUACAAAAGUGGAACAGUAUAAAAUAUUAUCGAAAAAAUAUAAUACCUCAGUGUCUGUUACCAAUAACUGAAUGUCUAUAAAAUAUCUAAAAAAAUAUUGUUUUGUUACAUGGUACCGUGGUUGUAGUAAUAUUAAAAAGAAAAAACAUCACAAUGAAAAAAAAUGUAAAUAAAAAGGGCGCGAACGGAAACAUAUUAUGCCGCCAUAUUCUAUACUUAAAAAGUAAGAAAAGGCGCGAAAGUUGUCCUCUGUUCCAACUUCCAACCAAGGUACCGACCGCCGAAGAAACUUAAUUUUUAAUUCCAGUGAGUUAUUUAAUCUGUUGUAGUUAUUCUUAUGUUAAGAAUAUUACGUUAUUAUUAUUUUAUAGUAGUAAUCUCGCGCGGUGUAGGCGUAGUCGUAUAUUGUGAGAUGUGCCAGAAUUUUGUAGAUUUAAGGGCACUUGCGGUGUGCUUCGUUGUAAAUAUAAUUCGGUGGUUUACUAGAGGUGGUACUGAACACAAUUUAGAACGGAACACUCCGUUUAGCAUGGAUAAAAACCAAUUUUCCAUGGACAACUUAUUAGGCGUCAUACUACCAAUCUUUGUACUUUCGUGACCUGUGAAUUUGUUCCAGAAUCGACAAAAAUCGGCGAGUAACAAGAAGUUUUCAUUUAAUAGUUCUUGUCUGCGGCAAUCUGUUGGAAAGUUCUCGCCAUCAAUAUGGAAAUUCGGCGUUCAACUAUUAUAUGUUAUGUGUAAACAUCUCUUUUACUUAUAUGAAAUUAUACAUAAAUUGUAUGUUUCUUGAGCGAGACAAUAGGCUUUUGCCAGUUGCUUUUUCGUCGACAAUGGAAUAAGUGCUGAAUAUCAAAAUUCGCUAUUGUUUAUAGAAUUUUGACCAUGUCGAUCGAUGUUAAAUUGGUAGCCAUGCGUACAUAGUGCCCUCUUAAUGUUAAGUUUUAAAAUUAUAACUUCGUAUUUGAUCUGUGAUUACUUUACGAAAUAAUAUAGUUUGUAUGGGAAUUGAUUGUGGGUAAAAUAGGAUAAAUUCUAAAAAAAAUGUGAAUAAAACAAUAUUUAUUAAAAAUAAAACAUGAUAGCGCAUGUAUUGGUCGUGAUUAUAUGAAAUCUCAUUCUGAUGUGAUUUUCUUCAAUUAAUAUCAAUCCGGGUAAAAAAUUCAAUCACAUUUUUUUACCCGGAUUGAAACUAGCAUGUCUAUUGCUUAGGUUUUGUUAACAAAAAUCACAUCCGAUUUUUUCCACUAUAAGGCGACGAUAUGAAGUAGUUUUUAAUAAUUUGAUGUCGAUUUAUUAGUUUUCAAACUAACAAUUAUGUACUAAAAAAAAUACCUAAUAAAAAAUAAUACUACGUCUAUACGUGCGUACCAAUGCGACCUUCAAGUGAGCUUAAUUUGCAUCAUUCGAUGGGAGAUACCAUGGAUGGAGCAACACGGAGCCUCCUACAGACCAGAGGCUAGAAUAGACAACUUUGGGUUCUUUUGUCUCAGUUUUAUAUCGAAAGGAAUAUGGAACGUAACUUUAUAAUAAGUAGUUCUUUAGUAAUCUCAGAUCAAGUAGUAAUUAGUAGAUGACUCCAGCAACCUGUGUCUUACUUGUGAAUGGUACCUUUUCUUUACAAUGUUAUAUAAUGUGACCCGGUCCCAGACAUUGUCAAAUAAAUUAAAAAAUGGUGAAAUAA